UCCGCGCACACGAGUUGGUAGAUUUGCACGCCAGUUUCUUUCGCGCCGUAAGAGGGGAUAACGCGCGCAUGGCCAAGAAUAUAGAUCUGCCUAUUUAUACGUGCUAAUACCAUAGAUCCUUCGUCAGGGACUUUGCAGUGGGAUAUAUAGGUAUUCAACUACGAUACGUUAGUCGCAAUGAGUAUUAUCGAAGGAUUGCGAUUUUCUGUAGAAGAAAAUUACAGUUUUCGUGACUGAUUUUAGAGGAUGCUGAGGAGUAUAAACCAAUCGCUAAGUAGGACGGUAUUUAGUGUACCUAAAUACUUACCACUUGCUAUUAAACAUGCACGAAUCCUCUGUUUUCGUCAUGCUUCUAACAAUACAAAACCAGAGUUAACAUCAGUGAGGUACAACGUACAACGUGGACCUUACUCAAAGGUUACUGAUAAUCAUGUACAAUUUUUUGAUGGUCUCCUUGGACAAGGAAGAGUACUCACUGAUCCUGAUGAAUGUGAAAGCUACAAUAUAGAUUGGAUAAAAAUGGUUCGAGGUGCGAGUAAGGUAGUCGUGAAGCCAAAGACUACUGAAGAAGUGUCAGCAAUAUUGCGCUAUUGCAAUGAAAAUCGCUUAGCUGUUUGUCCACAGAGUGGAAAUACUGGACUGGUUGGAGGAAAUGUACCAGUAUUUGAUGAAAUUAUAAUUUCUAUGAAGUUAAUGAAUAAUAUUAUUAGUACUGAUGAACUGUCAGGAACAUUGGUAUGUCAGGCUGGUUGUAUUCUGGAAAAUCUGGAAAAGCAUUUAGAAAAUGUUAAUUUGAUGAUGCCACUGGAUUUGGGUGCUAAAGGAAGUUGUUUAAUUGGAGGAUGUGUCUCAACAAAUGCUGGUGGCCUUAGGCUCUUACGUUAUGGAAACCUACAUGGAAAUAUAUUGGGAUUGGAAGCGGUGAAAGCCAAUGGCGAAGUGGUGAACUGCUUGAAUACUUUAAAAAAAGAUAAUACAGGCUACCAUAUUAAACACAUGUUUAUUGGUUCAGAGGGUACUCUUGGCAUUGUAACUAAAGUAGCAAUACAGUGCCCACCACUUCCUAAAUCUAUAAAUGUUGCAUUUCUUGGUUUAAAAAGCUUUGAAAAUGUUUUAAAAACAUAUAAAGCAGCGAAAAGAGAAUUAGGAGAGAUUCUAUCUUCGUGUGAAUUAAUUGAUAAAACAUCAUUAGAGGCAUGUACCACAGCUUUAGGCCUUAAAAAUCCCUUGGACACUGGAAGCAAUGACUAUGAAUUUUAUGUUCUUCUUGAAACAUCAGGAAGUGAAACACACCAUGAUGAAGAAAAAUUUGCCAGACUAUUAGAGAAAUUACUUGAAGAGGGUAUUAUUUCAGAUGGCACUCUUGCCAGUGAACCAACCAAAAUCAAAAAUAUUUGGACUCUUCGAGAAAGCCUCACUCAAGCUGUUAUGUAUGAUGGUUAUGUGUUCAAGUAUGACAUUUCAAUGCCACUUCCAGAAUUUUACAAAAUCGUUGAGAUUCUUCGUGAACGACUAAAGGAUCCUCGCAUCGUGCGAAUAGGAGGAUACGGACAUCUCGGUGACGGAAAUCUGCACUUGCAAGUGUCGAUACCGACUUAUGCUGAGGAUAUAGCCUCUCAACUGGAACCAUUCAUUUUCGAAUACAUUUCAAAGCAACGUGGUAGCAUAAGUGCCGAACAUGGCAUAGGAUUCAAGAAAACGAAGUUCUUGCAUUACAGCAAGGACAAGUCUGCGAUACAAGUUAUGCGUGAGCUCAAGAAAAUGAUGGAUCCAAACGGCAUACUCAACCCAUAUAAAGUCUUAGACCCUUUAUGAGAUUGCCGUGAGAAGAUGAUGCUAUUUUUGAGUUAACAGUGCAUUAAUCACAGUAGUAUUAUUUCUACAAAAUAAUUUUCUAAUUAAAAACAUUGUUUAUAUGAAUUUUAUAAAAGCACAUCUAUUGCUAUCUUAAUAAAGAUGUUAAUAAAUUCAGAAUUAAUUAAAAAUCAA
This is a messenger RNA of Cephus cinctus (wheat stem sawfly), 1989 nucleotides long. It is a transcript of the gene D2hgdh, whose product is annotated as D-2-hydroxyglutarate dehydrogenase, mitochondrial. Lineage: Eukaryota; Metazoa; Arthropoda; Insecta; Hymenoptera; Cephidae. Gene Ontology annotation, molecular function: FAD binding; catalytic activity. The transcript has 8 exons. Gene Ontology annotation, cellular component: mitochondrion. Bases 247 to 1815 code for a protein of 522 amino acids. The record is from RefSeq and is a predicted model, not a curated record.